UUCCCACAGACGUCUUUAAGAUAGCUGGACAUUUAUAAAACCUUUCCACACCAUUUUCUUCAAUUCAAAUCCUCUCAAAACCCAGAACUUCAUCUUAAACAAACCAGAAAAAAGAAAAAAUGGGAGAAAUAGCUGAAUCAUGUUAUAGUGAUCAGGAGUUAUCUCUCCACCACUAUUCCAACACUGUCCGAAGUCCUUUGUCGCCGCCUUUACAUGUUAUCACCAUCCUAGGCGGUGACAAGGGCAGUGGCGACUCCACGAGGGAGACGAUGGCAAAUAGAGAAACGCAAGCAGGCCAUUCCAUUGACGAUUGGCUUCCCAUCACAGAAUCAAGAAAUGGAAACAUUUUCACUUCUGUAUUUCAUUUGGUUUCUUCAGGAAUUGGGACCCAAGGACUUGUAAUUCCUCUAGCAUUUUCCAAGCUUGGAUGGUCAUGGGGAAUCAUAUGUUUCUGGAUUGCAUUUGCAUGGCAAAUCUAUACAAGAUGGAUUCUAGUGCAACUUCACGAGGUGGUUCCUGGAUCCCGCUGCAGUAGAUAUCUUCUACUUGCUAUCUCAGCCUUUGGUCCAAAGUUAGGGAAAUUACUUGCAAUAUUUCCAAUGGCCUACCUAUCAGGAGGCACAUGUGUGAUACUCAUAAUCACUGGUGGAAAGACUUUGGAGCUUUUCUCUCACACUAUGUGUGGAAGUGAUGCCACGUGUGCUGCCAAGUCAUUGAGUGGGAUAGUGUGGUUUUUGGUGUUCACUUGCGUGGCAAUAGCGUUUGCUACUCUACGACCUAACUUGAAUUCUGUUGCUGGGAUUUCUAUGCUUGGUGCAAUCACAGCCGUUGGAUAUUAUACUCUGAUUUGGGUAUCUACCAUAUCUAAAGGUAGACCUAAUGAUGUGUCUCAUGUCCCACUGCAAGGAGAGAAAUCUCACAUGGAAAAAUUUAGUGGUAUUCUGACUGCACUUGGACUUCUUGCUUUUUCCUUUAGGGGACACAAUCUUGUGCUUGAGAUUCAGGGAACUUUGCCUUCAACAUCAGAAAAUCCAUCAAGUAAACCAAUGUGGAGAGGAGUUCUAAUAUCACACCUCACAAUAGCCAUAUGCUUUUUUCCUCUAGCAAUAGUAGGAUUUUGGGCUUAUGGAAAUAAGAUACCUAACCUAUUUGGAAAUGCAACCAUAUCUCUGCAAUUCUACAGCCAAAAGGCCUCUAAAGUUAUAAAGGGUAUAAUAUACAUGUUAGUAGUAGUGAACUGCUUGUGUUUAUUCCAAAUCUAUGCAAUGCCAGUUUUUGACAAUUUAGAGUUGCGAUACGUUAGCAUUAAAAAAGGCCGGUGCUCACGAUGGGUUCGGUCGGGUUUGCGCGUGUUAUUCGGAGGAUUUGUAUUCUUUAUGGCAAUUACUUUUCCAUUUUUGCCAAGCCUAGCAGCUUUAAUUGGAGGAGCAGCAUUACCUCUAACUUUUGUUUAUCCUUGCUUUAUGUGGAUUUCAAUCAAGAAACCUCAGAGAAAUGGUCCCAUGUGGUGUCUUAAUUUAGGGCUUGGGUGCUUAGGCUUGCUUUUGAGUGCUUUAGUAGUAACUGCUGCAAUAUGGAAUUUAGUCACCAGAGGGUUAAAAGCCAAUUUCUACAACCCUUAGUGAUCAUGUAGCCCAAAGUAAUGAGACAUACAAUUCAUAUUACAAGUUACAAGGAAUUUUUUGUGUUCCCACAUUAGAUAUCUUUGAAAGCUAGUUAGGGUAUCAUAUCAUAGUCUAACCAAGGCUUUUACAAUGGAAAAUUUGGGACUUUUGAUAAUUCAAAACCAGG
Molecule: messenger RNA, 1791 nt
Organism: Jatropha curcas
Lineage: Eukaryota; Viridiplantae; Streptophyta; Magnoliopsida; Malpighiales; Euphorbiaceae
Product: lysine histidine transporter-like 7
Source: RefSeq, a predicted model, not a curated record